AUGGCGUCUCCCACUGCAGUAAAGAGCGUUCUUGUUGUCGGUGCGACUGGAUACAUUGGAGGCUCAAUCCUCUCUGAACUCUUACAAUCCCCAGAGGCGGCCGAAUUGAGCAUCUCAGCCUUGAUACGUCGACCAGAACAGGCGGCCCGACUCCAGUCUCUCGGGGUGAAGCCUCUGGAAUUCAAGGGCCUUGAUGACCUUGACGCUUGUAGAGACGCUGCUUCUCAGCAUGAUGUGGUGAUCAAUGCCGCAUCUGCAUCCCACGAUCGUUCUGCCAAGGCAUUGGUCGAAGGAUUGAGCCAGAGACAGAAAGCUACCGGCAGAGAUACGUACAUGAUCCAUACCUCUGGCACGUCGAUCCUCGGAGACCAUCCCUACACCGGUGCGCCGCAGAAUCAGAAAAUCUGGUCGGACGAAAAGGACAACAUCUAUGCAAUGGAGAAGAACCAUCCCGAGCGCUAUGGGCAACGGGUCACCGAUGUCGCCGUUGUCGAGACGGGAUUGAGUCUUGGUGUCAAGACGUAUAUCGUCGUCCCUCCCACUAUCUAUGGCAAAGGAUCCGGCCCUUUUGCGACUCUGAGUCAACAAGUGCCCAAUCUUGCACGCCUCGCCCGGAAACGAGGCCACGCGGCCGUCAUCGAGAGCGGAGCAGGAAUCUGGAAUCAUGUCCAUAUCUUGGAUCUGGCGACCUUCUAUCUCCUCCUCUUCCGGGCCGUGAGAGAGCAACCGAACUGGCUUCCAUGGGGCCCCAAGGCCAUCUUUUUCGUCGAGAGCGGAGAGCAUACAUGGCUGCAGGUCAGCCAAGGCAUUGUUGAUGCUUUGCACAAGCAGGGACUCUUAAACAACAAUGAAGUCGAGUCGAUCAGUAUGAAGGAAGCAGCAGCCGAAAUUACCGGGGGAGAUGAGAGUCUCGUGGAAAUCACUCUUGCAUCAAAUUCCAGGGCAAGAGCCGAUUUCGCUCGGAAUCGGCUUGGAUGGAAGACAUCCAGGGGAGAUGAAGACUUUCUGAAUCACUUUGAUGGGGAGAUUGAAGCCAUGAGUGAAGAGCUAAAGGCGUCCAACUAG
Molecule: messenger RNA, 1065 nt
Organism: Aspergillus thermomutatus
Lineage: Eukaryota; Fungi; Ascomycota; Eurotiomycetes; Eurotiales; Aspergillaceae
Product: NAD-dependent epimerase/dehydratase family protein
Exons: 7
Coding region: 1-1065 (354 amino acids)
Source: RefSeq, a predicted model, not a curated record